CUAAAAGGCUUACCAACUAUUUUCAUCCAUAUAUAUAUUAUGAUCUCACAAACUUGCAAACAACAUGAAAAUUAAGAAAAUCAAACCAAACCAAACCUUAAGUGAGUUGUGAGGGCUAAGGAAGUUUCUUCUAUUUCUAAUGGAAAUUCAAUUCCAGCAUCCAAAGCAACACUUGAAGCCAAACAAAUCAUCAAAAGGAGGCAAACUCAAAGGGAGAAAGAACAACAGAAACAAGAACAAGUAUGUUGGUGUGAGGCAAAGAGCCUCAGGGAAAUGGGUUGCUGAGAUCAAAGACACAACACAAAAGAUAAGAAUGUGGCUUGGCACGUAUGAGACAGCAGAAGAAGCAGCAAGAGCUUAUGAUGAAGCUGCAUGCCUUCUUCGUGGUUCCAACACACGCACCAACUUCCUCACACGUGUGUCCUUGGACUCCCCUCUUGCUUCACGGAUUCAGAAUCUUCUCAACACCAGAAAAGGUUCCAAAACCAAACAACAUGAACAAGAUGCUCAAACAUGUGCCACAAGGGUAGUCAACAACAAUCAACAAGGGUUGAGUCUAGCAGAAGAUACUAAUCCUCCACCACAUGGUGAAUUAAGGUUCAAAUCUUCGUUAAGAGAAGUGUCAACAUUUAGUGUCCAACCAUAUUUCGAACAGGAUUGCUUCCAAAAGAGGAUACAUCAUGUGGGAAAUCAGAAAAAAAGAAGGGUCAACAACACAUCUAGUAGUUCUAGUACUAGUAGUAAUAGUGCUAAUUCAAGCAAUAGUGAGACAUGUGAAUACUCACUUUCUAGUGAGACAACAACCCAACACACACAACUAUUUGAUGAUGCUUAUAGACCUGAUUUGAGCGAUUUCAUGGAGUCUGAGUCAGGUUCUGAGAAGAAUCCUUCAUGGGGUUUUGAAGCUGUUUUUGAUCGUUUUCCAUUCAAACAAGUAAUGGAUAUAGCAAAUUUGCCUGAUUUAGAUGGCUUGGAGCUUCCAGAGUUUGAAAGGAUGAAAGUUGAAAGACAAAUAUCAGCUUCACUUUAUGCAAUGAAUGGUGUGCAAGAGUACAUGGACACUGUUCAAGACUCUAAUAGUGAAUCUCUCUGGGAUCUUUCACCCUUGUGCUCAUUUUUGUGUUGAACAUGUUUAUGAAGUCUAAUAAUAAGUAUAUGAUCCUGCAAAUCUCUCCUCCAAUAUGUCUACAGUUUUUUUUAUUUUUCUGUUUUGGUUUGUUUUUGUUUAAAAAUUGGAAAGAAAAAGGAUAUUAAGAGUGAGUGAAAUUUUACAGUAACUGAAAACUUUUUAGUGAGAUAGAAUUCUGUUUAUCUGCUUUCCAAACAUUAGCAGGAAUAUCAAUGAGUUGCAUUAGGUGCUUGAGGGAUCCUAAUUAUGUAAAAUGUCUAAGCA
Cajanus cajan (pigeon pea) is the source of this 1393-nucleotide messenger RNA. Its product is annotated as ethylene-responsive transcription factor ERN1. NCBI's taxonomy places the organism in Eukaryota, Viridiplantae, Streptophyta, Magnoliopsida, Fabales, Fabaceae. Gene Ontology annotation, biological process: regulation of DNA-templated transcription. The record is from RefSeq and is a predicted model, not a curated record. Gene Ontology annotation, molecular function: DNA binding; DNA-binding transcription factor activity.